This is a messenger RNA of Racocetra persica, 274 nucleotides long. Lineage: Eukaryota; Fungi; Glomeromycota; Glomeromycetes; Diversisporales; Gigasporaceae. The record is from the annotation of a GenBank genome assembly.
AUGAAAUCAUUGCAUAAGGAAUCUAUACCUGAUGCCAAUUUGCCCGGCAUGGGCUCUAGUCAUGGUCAAUUUUUAUGGAGAUAUUUUGAUCGAUGGUUUACAAGAAUUCCUUUUUUGUUGAAAAGCGAUGUUGCAAUUGUAAUAGACACAAAUGAGUUGAUUUAUAAUAUUACCGAUCAAGGAGUAUUGCUACUUGGUGAAUUAUUUGUUAGUAAUACCGCAACCUUUGCCUUUGCCAUGGUAAAAUGGUAUGACUAUUGUGAACCAAAUCAGA